AUGUCAUUGCCAUUAUCCUUUGUUUCGUGGAAUUGUCGAGGUGGGCUUUCUUUUAAUAGGAAGGAGCAUUUUAUUAGAAACAUGGUUUCUACUAAUAAUCUUUCGUUUAUUGGGUUAUUGGAGUCUAAAAAGGAGGUUGUUGGCGAAUUUCUUGUUAGUAAACUUUGGCCUAAUUUGGAUUACAAGUUUGAUUUCAUUCCUUCCGUUGGCGCUUCGGGUGGUAUCUUGCUUAUUUGGAAUUCUAUGAUGAAUAAUGUAUCGACUUCGAAAGGUCAUAGAUGUAUAGUUCUGGAUUUUUUGUUUGACGCGGUUCCUUGUAGGCACAUUCUGAUUUAUGCUAGUAACGUGGCUUCGGAGAGAAUGGUGUUUUGGAGAGAUAUUCAGGCGUUUUUAUGUUUUCCUGGUACUAUUCUCAUAAGCGGAGACUUCAAUGAGACUCUUUCGCCAGAAGACAGAUUGCAUGGUGCGGGAUUUACUCCUUCGAUGGUUGCUUUUCGAGACUUUGUGAACAAUGCGAAGCUGUUUGAUUUACCGCUGCAGGGGAGGAGUUUCACUUGGCAAAACUCCCAUUCUAGAUCCCGGAUAGAUAGAUGUUUGAUAUCUGCUGCGGCUAGCUCUGCAUGGCCGAACAUGUCUUUACUGGCGCUCCCUAGAGGUCAAUCUGAUCAUGUCCCGAUCUGUUUCCGUUCUGCAAACAAAAUAGAUUGGGGGCCGAAACCUUUCCGAUCAAUAGAUGCGUGGUGGGAUCAUAAUGAUUUUGAGGAAUUUGUGAAAGCAAGCUGGGGUGAGAUCUGUUUGAAUUCUUCUAAUCUCAUCCAAAGAUUAAAAGAGUUUAGGCGUCGUAUUAAAGGUUGGAACUCUGACGUGUUUGGUGAGCAAUCUCAAAAAAUUAAGCCCUUACAGAAGAGAUUUCGGUCAAGGAGAUUGCUGGGGAGUCAGGCUCGACCUCGUUUGCUGAGGAACAAGAGUUGUGUAAACUCAAAGAGGAACUGUGGACAGCGGAGAAGAGAUUAG
This is a messenger RNA of Mercurialis annua (annual mercury), 1014 nucleotides long. RefSeq lists its product as uncharacterized. The record is from RefSeq and is a predicted model, not a curated record. The coding region runs from base 1 to 1014 and encodes 337 amino acids. Gene Ontology annotation, molecular function: catalytic activity. The transcript has a single exon. Lineage: Eukaryota; Viridiplantae; Streptophyta; Magnoliopsida; Malpighiales; Euphorbiaceae.